AUGACCAUGUCGGACGUAGAAGACGACAGCUUUUACGUCACACGUGAAGACUACUCCCAUCCGAGUGACUCAGAAUGGGAGGUAGUCGGCCGCAUGAGUGUGAUCAUGGGCGAACCCGCCAUCAGUGGGACGUUGGGCUCUCUAAGCAGAGGCCAACAGCAUGCUGCUAUCAACAAGUUCCUACACAAGGAACUUGCCAUCAAAAGACGGAAGAUAGCCUUGCUACAACAGCAAGGCUCUCAUCAGUAG
This is a messenger RNA of Peronospora matthiolae, 249 nucleotides long. Lineage: Eukaryota; Oomycota; Peronosporomycetes; Peronosporales; Peronosporaceae. The record is from the annotation of a GenBank genome assembly.